Molecule: messenger RNA, 7124 nt
Organism: Equus caballus (horse)
Lineage: Eukaryota; Metazoa; Chordata; Mammalia; Perissodactyla; Equidae
Gene: CAND1
Product: cullin associated and neddylation dissociated 1
Biological process (GO): SCF complex assembly; protein ubiquitination
Cellular component (GO): nucleus
Source: RefSeq, a predicted model, not a curated record
GCCCCCGCCCCGGCGUGCAGGAGGCGGGCUCUGGCCUCUAGCCCUCGGAGCGAGUGUGGCGCGAGUGGGAGCGCGACGGCCCGCUGGAAGCGUCCUACUGCCCGCAGAGGCCCCGCCGAGGUCCGCGCGGCCCGUGCGCUCGUCCUCCGGCCCGCAGCGCCGUGGUCAGGCCUCCCGAAGCCUCCGCCUCCCCGCGGCCGGGACUGCCCGCCGAGGCGCCUCCCUCGUCAGGUCGGCGUCGCGCCGCGACCCUGGAAGCGAAGCCGCGGGCGGGAGGAGGAGCCCCAGCGGCGGCGGGCGGCGGCCGUCGGCGGCGAGGCCGGCAACAUGGCGAGCGCCUCGUACCACAUCUCCAACCUGCUGGAGAAGAUGACGUCCAGCGACAAGGACUUCAGGUUUAUGGCUACAAAUGAUUUGAUGACGGAACUUCAGAAAGAUUCCAUCAAGUUGGAUGAUGAUAGUGAAAGGAAAGUAGUGAAAAUGAUUUUGAAGUUACUGGAAGAUAAAAAUGGAGAGGUACAGAAUUUAGCUGUCAAAUGUCUUGGCCCUUUAGUGAGUAAAGUGAAAGAAUAUCAAGUAGAGACAAUUGUAGAUACCCUCUGCACUAACAUGCUUUCUGAUAAAGAACAACUGCGAGAUAUUUCAAGUAUUGGCCUUAAAACAGUCAUUGGAGAGCUUCCCCCGGCGUCCAGUGGCUCUGCCUUAGCUGCUAAUGUGUGUAAAAAGAUCACUGGGCGUCUCACCAGUGCAAUAGCAAAACAGGAAGACGUCUCUGUUCAGCUGGAAGCCCUGGAUAUUAUGGCUGAUAUGUUGAGCAGGCAAGGAGGACUUCUUGUUAAUUUCCAUCCUUCAAUUCUGACCUGUCUACUCCCCCAGUUGACCAGCCCUAGACUUGCAGUGAGGAAAAGAACCAUUAUUGCUCUUGGCCAUCUGGUUAUGAGCUGUGGAAAUAUAGUUUUUGUAGAUCUUAUUGAACAUCUCUUGUCAGAGUUGUCCAAAAAUGAUUCCAUGUCAACAACAAGAACCUACAUACAAUGUAUUGCUGCUAUUAGUAGGCAAGCUGGUCAUAGAAUAGGUGAAUACCUUGAGAAGAUUAUUCCUUUGGUGGUAAAAUUUUGUAAUGUAGAUGAUGAUGAAUUGAGAGAGUACUGCAUUCAAGCCUUUGAAUCAUUUGUGAGAAGAUGUCCUAAGGAAGUAUAUCCUCAUGUUUCUACCAUUAUAAAUAUUUGUCUUAAAUAUCUUACCUAUGAUCCAAAUUAUAAUUAUGAUGAUGAAGAUGAAGAUGAAAAUGCCAUGGAUGCAGAUGGUGGUGAUGAUGAUGACCAAGGGAGUGAUGAUGAAUACAGUGACGACGAUGACAUGAGUUGGAAAGUGAGACGUGCAGCUGCUAAGUGCUUGGAUGCUGUAGUUAGCACAAGGCAUGAAAUGCUUCCAGAAUUCUACAAGACCGUCUCUCCUGCACUGAUAUCCAGAUUUAAAGAACGAGAAGAGAACGUAAAGGCAGAUGUUUUUCAUGCAUACCUUUCUCUUUUGAAGCAAACUCGUCCUGUGCAAAGUUGGCUAUGUGACCCUGAUGCAAUGGAACAAGGAGAAACACCUUUAACAAUGCUUCAGAGUCAGGUUCCCAACAUUGUUAAAGCUCUGCACAAACAGAUGAAAGAAAAAAGUGUGAAGACUCGACAGUGCUGUUUUAACAUGUUAACUGAACUGGUAAAUGUGUUACCUGGGGCCCUAACACAACAUGUUCCUGUGCUUGUACCAGGAAUCAUUUUCUCACUGAAUGAUAAAUCAAGCUCAUCAAAUUUGAAGAUUGAUGCUCUGUCGUGUCUCUACGUAAUCCUCUGUAACCACUCUCCUCAAGUCUUCCAUCUUCAUGUCCAGGCUUUGGUCCCUCCAGUGGUGGCUUGUGUUGGAGACCCAUUUUACAAGAUUACGUCUGAAGCACUUCUUGUUACUCAACAGCUUGUGAAAGUCAUUCGUCCUUUAGAUCAGCCUUCCUCAUUUGAUGCCACUCCUUACAUCAAAGAUUUGUUUACCUGUACCAUUAAGAGGUUAAAAGCAGCUGACAUUGAUCAGGAAGUCAAGGAAAGGGCUAUUUCCUGUAUGGGACAAAUUAUUUGCAACCUUGGAGACAAUUUGGGUUCUGACUUGCCUAAUACACUUCAGAUUUUCUUGGAGAGACUGAAGAAUGAAAUUACCCGGUUAACUACAGUGAAGGCAUUGACACUCAUUGCUGGGUCACCUUUGAAGAUAGAUUUGAGGCCUGUCCUGGGAGAAGGGGUUCCCAUCCUUGCUUCAUUUCUCAGGAAAAACCAGAGAGCUUUGAAAUUGGGCACCCUUUCUGCCCUAGAUAUUCUAAUUAAAAACUAUAGUGACAGCUUGACAGCUGCCAUGAUUGAUGCAGUUCUAGAUGAGCUCCCCCCUCUUAUCAGCGAAAGUGAUAUGCAUGUUUCACAGAUGGCUAUCAGUUUUCUCACCACACUCGCAAAAGUGUAUCCCUCCUCCCUGUCAAAGAUAAGUGGAUCCAUUCUCAAUGAACUUAUUGGACUUGUGAGAUCCCCCUUAUUGCAGGGAGGAGCUCUUAGCGCCAUGCUGGACUUUUUCCAAGCUCUGGUUGUUACUGGAACAAAUAAUCUAGGAUACAUGGAUUUGUUGCGCAUGCUAACUGGUCCAGUUUAUUCCCAGAGCACAGCUCUUACUCACAAGCAGUCUUAUUAUUCCAUUGCCAAAUGUGUAGCUGCCCUUACUCGAGCAUGCCCUAAAGAAGGACCGGCUGUAGUGGGGCAGUUUAUUCAAGAUGUCAAGAACUCAAGGUCUACAGAUUCCAUUCGUCUCUUAGCUCUGCUUUCUCUUGGAGAAGUUGGGCAUCAUAUUGACUUAAGUGGGCAGCUGGAACUGAAAUCUGUGAUAUUAGAAGCCUUCUCAUCUCCUAGUGAAGAAGUCAAAUCAGCCGCGUCCUAUGCGUUAGGCAGCAUUAGUGUGGGCAACCUUCCUGAAUAUCUGCCGUUUGUCUUACAAGAAAUAACCAGUCAACCCAAAAGGCAGUAUCUUCUGCUUCAUUCCUUGAAGGAAAUUAUUAGCUCUGCAUCAGUGGUGGGCCUUAAACCAUAUGUUGAAAACAUCUGGGCCUUACUGCUAAAGCAUUGUGAGUGUGCAGAAGAAGGAACCAGAAAUGUUGUUGCUGAAUGUCUAGGCAAGCUCACUCUGAUUGAUCCCGAAACCCUCCUUCCACGGCUUAAGGGGUACUUGAUAUCAGGCUCAUCAUAUGCCCGAAGCUCCGUGGUUACAGCUGUGAAGUUUACUAUUUCCGAUCAUCCACAGCCUAUUGAUCCACUGCUAAAGAACUGCAUAGGUGAUUUCCUAAAAACCUUGGAAGACCCAGAUUUAAAUGUAAGAAGAGUAGCCUUGGUCACGUUCAAUUCAGCAGCACAUAACAAGCCAUCGCUAAUAAGGGAUCUGCUAGACGCUGUUCUCCCACAUCUUUACAACGAGACGAAAGUUAGAAAGGAGCUCAUAAGAGAGGUAGAAAUGGGUCCAUUUAAGCAUACGGUUGACGACGGCCUGGAUAUUAGAAAGGCAGCGUUUGAGUGCAUGUACACUCUUCUAGACAGUUGUCUUGAUAGACUAGAUAUCUUUGAAUUUCUAAAUCAUGUUGAAGAUGGUUUGAAGGACCAUUAUGAUAUUAAGAUGCUGACGUUUUUAAUGUUGGUGAGACUCUCCACUCUUUGUCCAAGUGCAGUAUUGCAGAGGUUGGACCGACUUGUUGAGCCGUUACGCGCCACGUGUACAACGAAGGUGAAGGCAAACUCAGUAAAGCAGGAGUUUGAAAAGCAGGACGAACUGAAGCGAUCGGCCAUGAGAGCAGUCGCGGCCCUGCUGACCAUUCCCGAGGCCGAGAAGAGCCCGCUGAUGAGCGAGUUCCAGUCGCAGAUCAGCUCCAACCCUGAGCUGGCAGCCAUCUUUGAGAGCAUCCAGAAAGACUCAUCGUCCACUAACUUGGAAUCAAUGGACACUAGUUAGAUGUUUGCUCCAUACGGGACCAUUACGUUGACCAUACGAUGCACUGAAUUGACAGGUUAAUCAUAAGACAUGGAAAGAGAAGUGUCUAAAAGCUUCAAAAUGUUCCACUUUUUUUUCCUUCAUGGAGACAGUUUGGCUUUCUUCCAUUGUUGUUUUUGUAGCAUUUAUUUCAGAAAUGUGUAUUUCCAUAAUCCAGAGGUUGUAAAACCACUAAUGUCUUAGUGGUUGGGGCAACAUUUAAAAUGGAAACUAAAAGUUAGGAUUUAUGGAGAUAGGGUCCAGUAUCUAUUUGCCCUGUAAUGUUUAGGAUUAAAAUGUUAAAAUUUUGUGACCAUGAAUUUCUUUCUUUUAUAAAUUUUCUCUUAUUUAAAAAUCAAAAAUUUUGCAAGACAAAAACCAUGUUUCUUUUUCUUGUUUAACUUUUUAUUUCUGCAACAUAAAUUGAUUUUUAGCUGGCAGACAAGAAUAUCUGUGUAAGAUUUGUUACAAUUCAGAGGGUUUGCAGUUUAAAAAAAGAUAAUAAGGUAUCAUUUUUAAGUAUAGGGAUUGACAGUAUCCCUGUUGCGCACACUAAUUUUGCAUGAGCAAGUUUACAAAUAUGUAUUGUCUGUAAAGCAGCAUGUGCAGAUUAUUCAUAAUACAAAAGUUAAAAUAAGUAUUAUUGUAUUAGUGCAAUUUUCAGAUAUUUAUUUUUGCACAGAAAACACAUAUCUGGAGAGAAAGAGAGGAGUAAAUUUUUGAAACUUUGGUUUUCUUAAUGCCAGUGUGAAUUUGCAGAUGUUUUCAGCAAAUCAAGUCACAAUAACAAUUUGCCACUUUUUUCUAUUAUAAAUUUUCUUACACAUUUAAAAUUUGAAUAUUUAAGUGCUCAGUUUUUCUCAGUUACCCAUUUGUGUGCGUGUGUUUCCACUUAGAAAUUCGUAAAGCCAGAUUUUUCUUUCAUUCCCUUUGAAUCUCUGCAUUCCUAAACGAAGGAUACAAAUACUGUGUAUGCUUUUGAAUUUUAUUUUUAGGAAAAUUCUGAAGCCGGCUAUCACAGGUUUGUUAGCUAAUAAUAGUAUUUUCUUUUAGUUGAGUUAGAUUUUCCCCCCUCUCUUGUAGACCUAAUUUACAUUAUUGUAUUUGGUAAGUGUUAACUACUUUUCCUGAUUAAGGGGUCUGUGCUGGGGGUCAACAAAGCUUUGCAGUACCUUUUAUCGUAGUUAAAAUUUUAUUUAACAUAUCCUACAGUGAGCUAGCUCAUUUCACACUGUAGCCUCUUCCUUCAAAUUUGUGGUGCUCCUGUAACAGUAAGAACUAACUUCUGAAAUAAAAGGCAUCUCCUAAUGCUGUGCAAACCAGUUUACAUGUGUUGAAGGAGGCAGUUGUACAUUGACCAAUUUUAAGCAAUCAGAUAUUUGAAAACUGCACCCUUUAUUUUUGAAACUGUGAAUUAGAAAUACUUUUUCUGCUGUAUUACUUACCUGCUUUAACAUCUGAAUAUGCAGUGACUUUAAUUGAUAACAACAUACUGUGGUUAUUAGAUUAACAGCUUGAUUUCAAAGUGUUCAGAUGAUAAUGCAUAAGACAUCAUUAUCAGUAAGGAGUUUGACUAAUACAUUGACAUGAAACUUGACAUGAAGUUGGUGCCAUUUCAAAAUGUGGCAGGUGAUAAUCUUAUACCAUAAUUUGCAUAAAACUGUAAUAGAAAUUUAUUUUGAGAUGUUAGUAUAUUAUGUACUAUGCAUUACCGUGGUAUAGAUGUUGUGGAUAUAUUUAAGUAUUUGGUUACAUGGUUUCACAAUAAAUUACAAUACUGCAGGCUCUAGGACCAAUUAGGAGACUGACAUGCAUAUGUUGUGUGAAUGUCUUAGUUAAUUAUCUGAAGUUAAAUCCACAUGCUUUUCAUGCAUUGGAUUUUCCUUUUUUUUAUUUUUCAACUUCCGAGAUGCAUGGUGGUUUUUUUUUGAGUUUUGCAAGAUGGCUAAUUUCUCUAAUAUAGCUGAAAUUCUAUGUUUUAAUAUAAAAGAAAUAGAUUCUGCUCUUUUCUAGUGGUAGAUAUGGUUUUAGUGUUUAUGUAUAUAUAUAUAUAUAUAUAUAUAUAUAUAAAACAUAACAAAAUUACAUAACAAACUUAAUAACAGAAGAACACUCAGACUUUAAAUGCUGAGUCAUACCAGUUAACUCCACACUUUAGGGGUAAUGUCGUGAUACCGGAAUGGAAUUUGCAAGGUGUGGGAUCCAGUCAUAAUCUGCCACUCAUAUUGUUUUACUGGUCUUUUAAGUAGUAUUAGGAAAUUCUGCGUAGCAAUUCUCCAUAUGUAGGCUCCUCAAGAGAUCUAGAAGUUAACAGUAAGAAGACAGCUGUUUGAUUUUCUUGAAGAUGUUUAAAUUGUUUAGAUCUACCUGAUUUCUUUUUAAAGAGUGGCCAGUAUGGGGUUGUAUUUUGAGGUCAGGUUAGGUUAUGAAACUAAGGCAGAAAGAGAAUUUGGUAUGGCAAGGCCUAACCUAAAAAUUUAUUUCUCAAAUCAAUAGCACUGAACAGUAAUUUUUAAAAUGGUAGUCAUGUGUUCGUUAAUGAUACCUAAAGAUUCUUAACCACUGGGAAUUAGAAAUCUUAAAAGGUUGAAGUAUUACGACUUCAUCAAGUGUUUGAAUAUUUACAUAAUUUUUAUGUAACCAUAAUUAACCAAAUCAGUCAGUUUUUAGCAGUUUCUUUGGGUAAAUGGUUAAUAACAGGGUCAUAUCUAAUUCAGCCACUUUUAAGGGAUGUCUGAUAUCUUUAUGUCUAGCUCAGUUUUAGGCAUAAUAUGAAUAUGAUUAUAUAAGCAUAAUUUAAAUUCAAAAUAAUGAAAUACAUAAAAUCCUUAGUCAUUGAAAAAUUCAAUUGAUUGGUUAAUUAAUAAGCCUUGUAAGCUGUGUUUAGCCACAUGACAAAGUAUAUUGUAAUACUUCACAGUUUAAAAAGUUGAAGUAACAUUUUCUGCCCACAUUAAAUUCUACCCAAAACUUAAAUUGUUAAAAUUAACUGCCAAUCUCUAGAUAUAUUUGCUUAAUAAAUGUUUUGAUAUUAAAGAGCUUAAAAAUUUCAGCAAAUAAAUUUUGGGUUCUAGCUCUAUCGUAAA